Messenger RNA from Fusarium redolens, 1729 nucleotides. Its product is annotated as BCS1 N terminal-domain-containing protein. The transcript has a single exon. Gene Ontology annotation, biological process: mitochondrial respiratory chain complex III assembly; protein insertion into mitochondrial inner membrane from matrix. Bases 101 to 1675 code for a protein of 524 amino acids. Gene Ontology annotation, molecular function: ATP binding; ATP hydrolysis activity. The record is from RefSeq and is a predicted model, not a curated record. Gene Ontology annotation, cellular component: mitochondrial inner membrane. Lineage: Eukaryota; Fungi; Ascomycota; Sordariomycetes; Hypocreales; Nectriaceae.
AAGGCUGUAUAUAAUCGAAAAAUGAUAAAAAUGACUCCAGGAGGCUCAAUUACUUUAAACUCUUCAUCAUACAGUAAUCAGCAAGGUAUCCUCACCCAAGAUGGAAGACCAGCAAGAUAGCAUCAUGAGCCAAGGCCUCUUCAUCGGCCUCUUGGAAAUGAUAUUUCCUGGCAUGACAUAUCUCCCCUACUUCGCAGCCUUUGCUUUCUUGAUCAAAUAUGCUCUCGAAUCUUGGUCCGAAUCCAUUACCGCGCGCUUCAUCUCAACCGUCGAAAUUCAUGCUCAGGAUGAAACAUACAACUAUCUUAUGAACUGGGUCUCCCGAAACAAUAUCUCGCAAGAUAACUAUCGCCUCCAAGCUUCCGCUGCACUGAAUAACUCCUCUUUUACUUGGUCAGAUGAGCAGGAUGACAAACCUGACGUCGAUGAUGACGAGGAAGAUGAUCCUGUGGGCAGACAGAUCAACGAGAUGCGGUCCAAAUCAACGGCAUCUCUCAAUAACGCUAAACCUCUGUACUGGACGCCAGCUUUCGGUACACACUUCUUUCGAUAUGAGGGCCGUAUGUUAGCGUUCACUAGAUCACUUGAGAGCGGAAACUAUACAUCUACACCGCGGCAGCCUGAGAAACUUGCCAUAUCUUGCCUUGGCCGAGACGCCACGGUACUCAAACGCCUGCUGUACAACGCUCGCAUCGACUUUUGUGAGAAGCAAAAAGGAAAGACUGGUAUCUUUCGAGCCACCAAACCAUAUAGCGAAGAUGAGAUGUCUUGGACUCGAUGCAUGUCGAAAGCGACGAGGCCUAUGUCUACAAUCGCCCUGGACGAACAUCUUAAGCAAAAGCUCAUCAAAGACCUCCGGAGAUAUCUAGAUCGUCAGACGAAACACUGGUAUGCAAAUCGGGGCAUCCCAUAUCGUCGCGGUUACCUCUUCUCAGGUCCUCCCGGUACCGGUAAAACGAGUCUAACUCUCGCGGCAGCUGGACUUAUGGGCCUGGAUAUCUACAUGGUUAACUUGAACUCCCCCCGCAUCAAUGAAGAUAGCCUUGCGUCUCUCUUCCAGAAGCUGCCAUAUACCUGCAUGGUACUACUUGAAGACAUAGACGCUACAGGAUUAGCGCAGAGACGUAGCGCAGAUACAGCGACGAUGGGAUCCCGAGGACGGAAGAAAAAGAGUGCAGAGCGCCUCUCACUUUCAGGUCUUUUGAACAUAAUCGACGGCGCAGCUGCUCAAGAGGGACGCGUUCUCGUCAUGACUUCAAAUCACACCGAGAAUAUUGAUCCAGCUCUUAUUCGGCCAGGCAGAAUCGACUUUACCAUCAACUUCCAGCUCGCUACAUCAGAAGCAGCUGAAGCGCUCUUCGCUCAAAUGUACGAUGCGCCAGAUAUAGACCAUGAGUCGGAAAAGAAGGCGGUAAAAUCUUUGCGGGAUCAGGCACGGGAGUUUAGGGAUAAGAUUCCCAACCUUGCUCUUAGUCCUGCAGCUAUUCAGGGGUUCUUACUUACCCAUCAGGAAGAUCCUGAUGGGGCCCUUGCUGCUGUUGAUGAGUGGGUACAAGAAACACUGAAGCAGAAGAGUGUUGCAGUUGAAGAAGUUGCUCAGUCUGAAAAGGAAUACACGGACUCUGAAGACGAUGGCGAUAGUGAUGGGGACUCCAAUGCUUCUUAUCACAAAUGAUAAGUAGUUGUAAUAAUAAGUGUUACGUUGUCAGAUAGAAAAGUGUAAAUAAAC